This is a messenger RNA of Colossoma macropomum (tambaqui), 1551 nucleotides long. RefSeq names its product interferon-induced protein 44-like. Lineage: Eukaryota; Metazoa; Chordata; Actinopteri; Characiformes; Serrasalmidae. The record is from RefSeq and is a predicted model, not a curated record. Bases 84 to 959 code for a protein of 291 amino acids. The transcript has 8 exons.
UAAACAGUUGCAGCAGGUGUUCUCACACUCACUGCAGAGAAAGAAACUCUUCAGACGCUCCUUUAGGAGAGAAAGAGAUAAAGAUGGGAGGAGAAUCGACAAAACCAACUGUUCCUUCUACACACGCACACCAACUAAAAGUUGCUUGGAGGAAUGUAGAUCGGAGUGAAAAAGAGGGGAUAUUGAGAAACAUGGACUAUUUAAACCCAAGUUUGACACCCCUCAGGAUUCUGCUGUAUGGACCAGUUGGGGCAGGGAAGUCAUGCUUCAUAAACUCUGUUCAAAGGGCCCUCAUAGGCCGUAAUGUCAUUAAUGCUCUAGAAGGCUCAAUAACAAGUGAAAAAAGCUUCACUGCUUCAAUCAAAACGCACAAGAUGAAGAAGCGUAGAGGUGGAUAUUAUCCUUUUGUUUUCAGUGACAUCAUGGGACUUGAACUGGAUGGAGGAGGGAUACAAACUGAAGACAUCAUCAAAGUUUUAGAGGGGCAUAUUUUAGAUGGCUACACUUUUAAUCCCCGCAGACCUAUCUCUGAGAGAAACCAGAAGUACAACACCUACCCAAAUCCAUCUGAUAAAGUCCACUGUCUUGUGAGCAUUCUUCCUGCUGAUGCCAUCUCAAGAAUGGAUCAAUGUGUCAUUGAGAAAAUGAAGACAGUUCGAAAGAGAGCUUCUGAAUUGAACAUACCACAAGUCAUUGUGUUGACCAAAGUGGACAACGCAUGUGAGAUUGUCAACCGAGACAUGAGAAAACUUUACUACAGCAAAAGGAUCAAACAGAAGGUAGAGGAGAGCAGCAAUAAACUGGGCAUCCCCUGGAGCAACAUCUACCCUGUGAAGAACUAUCAUGCAGAGAUCACUGAAGAUGCCAAUGUUGAUGUUAUCAUCCUCAUGGCACUGAGGGACAUUGUCAACUUUGCCAACGACUACGUGAAGGAUCUGCAAGAAUCAAAUGACAACUGAAUCUCAAAACUAUACAAAGAUUCAAGAUUCACAUAUAGAUAAAAGGGGAAUUACACUGAUUCUCUGCAUUACUUUACGAUCUAUUACUUUAUUUUUGUCAUCAUUGACAUUAUGUAAGUUACUGUUGGUUCUGGCUUAACUUAGUAUACUAUCAAUUUGUUUGUAUCUUGUUUAUAGGUUAUUCAUUGAUUAUUUUUAUCUUUUUUAGGGGGUUCGUACUUCACAUACAUACAGGUAAUCACAAGUGCGAACUUAAUAGAGUGGAAACAAGUUGUUGAAAAUUCAGUCCAAUGCCUCAUGGCAGCUCAAAGUUGGGGGCAAUAGUGUGCUCUUCAACACUGUCCAAUGAGCAACAAGCCUGCUGUUAGCCCAUGGACCUUAUAUAAGCUGCACGGAUGAAAAGUCCCCCCCAAAAAAUUCCAAUGAAACAUGUAGAUAUGUGUUGUGUGUGCAAGGGAAAAGCAGUUCUAUUAGCUAACAAUAGCCAUUUGUCUGUAUUAUCAAGCUUACUGCGGAUGUUAAAAUAGCACAGACUAUUUUGAGGAUUUUAGGGUUGGGUUUUAAAGGUGUUGUAUCCUUCUUAGAAGCAGAU